GGUUACCACGGAGACACGUCCAAGACAUUUUAUUGCGGCAACGUCUCUACAGCUGCCAAGAAACUAGUAGAGGUGACAGAGGAAGCGUUGAAUGCAGCCAUUGCAGUCUGUGGGCCCGACGCCGAGUUCAAGAAGAUCGGCCACGCCAUUCACGCCAUGGCAGACAAGCACAGCUACGGGGUGGUAAGGAAGUUCAUCGGCCAUGGUGUUGGCUCCGUCUUCCAUGCCGGCCCUGCUGUGCUGCACUAUCGCAACAACGAGCCAGGGCGCAUGCAAGUGGGGCAGACAUUCACCAUCGAGCCCAUGUUCACGAUGGGGGGGGUGCGGGAUGUGAUGUGGGACGAUGGGUGGACGGCCGUCACUGCGGAUGGCACCUUGACAGCCCAGUUUGAACACACUCUGCUUAUAACGGAGACAGGAGUGGAGGUGCUCACAAGGUGA
This is a messenger RNA of Closterium sp. NIES-65, 441 nucleotides long. Lineage: Eukaryota; Viridiplantae; Streptophyta; Zygnematophyceae; Desmidiales; Closteriaceae. The record is from the annotation of a GenBank genome assembly.